Molecule: messenger RNA, 976 nt
Organism: Exophiala xenobiotica
Lineage: Eukaryota; Fungi; Ascomycota; Eurotiomycetes; Chaetothyriales; Herpotrichiellaceae
Exons: 2
Coding region: 17-916 (299 amino acids)
Cellular component (GO): cytoskeleton
Molecular function (GO): actin filament binding
Source: RefSeq, a predicted model, not a curated record
CAAGCUCACAACAAAGAUGGCUCCGAUCGCGUUGUACGAACAGAGCGUUGCUACGGCUCAACCAACCAAGGGCUCUGCAACCUCUGAGAAGAAAGAGCUCACGCCAUUGGAGGCACUCGCACAUCAAGAGAACAGCAAGCCGCUCCUCAAUAUCCCCACCUUCAACACAUUCGAAGAGAAACGACAAUGGCAGUUAGAACACAUGGCUGGGGCCUUCAGAGUCUGGGCUCGUGAGGGCUAUGCGGAAGGGAUAAGCGGACAUAUUAGUGUACGAGAUCCCGAAUUCGAAGACAGGCUCUGGAUCAACCCACUAGGCGUCCAUUAUGGCAUGAUGAAAGCGAGCGAUAUGAUCUGCGUCAAUUUCAUGACCGGCCAGGUCGUUGGAGGAAACACCGAGAUCCCGGCAAACGCCGCUGGCGUCUCGAUUCACAGUGCCGCACACAAACGUCGGCCAGAUGUCCACGCCGUCUGCCACGCACACUCGAUAUAUGGCAGGGCGUACUCAGCCUUCGGGAAGCCUCUCGAGAUGCUCAACCAGGAUGUCUGCAAUUUUUACAACGCUCAUUCCGUAUACGAGACCUAUGGCGGUGUUGCACUUUCUGGAGAGGAAGGCGAAAACAUCGCAGAAGCCCUGGGCACCGGCAAAGCCUGCAUCCUGAUGAACCAUGGCUUGCUGACCGUCGGCCAAACCGUGGAUGAAGCCGCCUUCCUAUACUUGGUACUAGAGAGAAGUUGCAAGGCACAAUUGCUCAUUGAAGCUGCUGUGGCCGGCGGAAGGGUGCAGAAGCAGCUGAUUGGCGAUGAAGAGGCGGCAUACAAUUUCAAAUGGAACAGUGAUCCGGAGACCCUGUACUUUGAGAUGCAGAGUCACCUCCGAUACGAGGAGUACCUCGCAGGCAGCGACUACAAGAAUUGAUCCACCUUCAGCUCAGAGAACCUUUUUCCAUUCCGUUCACGAAUAUCUGGCAGAGUCUAG